Messenger RNA from Coregonus sp. 'balchen', 3199 nucleotides. The record is from the annotation of a GenBank genome assembly. NCBI's taxonomy places the organism in Eukaryota, Metazoa, Chordata, Actinopteri, Salmoniformes, Salmonidae.
AGUGACCUAAGAAUGUCGAUUGUGAAAAGUGGCUUCCUUCAUCGGCAGAGUAAGUGGAGCUGUAUAGCACACAAAUGUCACAAACCUGUUAGCCAUGCAUCAUGCUUGUCAUGUUUCCAACUACCAAUGUGACAGGUACUAGGCGUGGUCAAGAAUAAGUCUGAUUUCUGUAGUUGAAUGUUUAUUCCUGACACUUUUCACGGAAUUUCCUCUUGGAGGUUUUCCAUACCACCAUGGUCUCAUUGCUCUUUGACUUUGGGGCUUAGACCUGUGUUUGCACAAAGUGAUACAAUAUUUUAAUAAAAUUGAUACAGGCACUAUUCUGCGGCGGUGGAAGAGAAACUGGUUUGACCUGUGGUCUGAUGGGUGGCUGGUUUUCUAUGAUGACGAGCACCGGCGAGAUAUGGAGGAUGAGAUUCACAUGAGAAUGGAUUGCAUUAACAUUCGUAGUGCAACUGCAUGUCAAGGUACUUGACUACAUCUGUUAUACUUUUCUAUCCUAUCUUCUCAACUUGCCAUAGGAUAGUUUAUCCGCACCAACCCAUCAAUCACCUGUUCCAGCCAACUUUUCACUGUCCAUAGAUCUGAACCCACCAGAGGGCAGGAGUCGAAAUGCCCUGGUCCAGAUAGUCUGCAUAGACGGACGGGUCAUCAGCAUUUGUGGAGACAGUGCAGAUUAUUCUUUGUAAGACAGCUCUAGCAUUGUAAUCAAUAUGACUGUGAUUAGUUGUGUCUAUAUGGGAUAGCCUGCUGAUAAGUAAUGUCAAUUUUGUUUUCUCAUUGUUGUUUCAGGGCAUGGACCAUGGCUCUCCAGGAUGCCAGAAUCAGCUCUGUGAGUUUCUACUGGUCUGCCAAGACCCUCUGCCUUCAUAUCCUAGUCUUCUUAUGGACAGUAUUGUAGCUCAGGUCUUAAUUGAUUCGUUUAAUUUUUUUUAUUCACAUUCAAAACAUUCCAUGGAGAUAACCUUGAUCUAUAUUUUAGGUGGUUGCUCUGCCUCACAUUGGCUUUGCGCAGCAGAUUGUUGCUUCUGCCCCUUCUCCGUAUUCUGAAUAUGGUCCUCCACCCCCGGUAAGUACAUGUGAGCCUGCUGCAUAGCCUUUACAUUUGUGAAUAUAUUUUGAGCAGUCAGUGUGUCAGUGUCUUUUGCGCUUUCACUUGGAAUUCUGUCUUGACAUUUACACUGAACAAAAAUAUAAACGCAACAUGCAACAAUUUCGAGUUAAAGUUAAUUUAAGGAAAUCUAUGGAUUUCACAUGACUGGAAAUACAGAUAUGCAUCUGUUGGUCACAGAUACCAUUAAAAAAAAGAAGGUAGGGCCGUGGAUCAGAGGGCGUGGAUCAGAAAACCAGUCAGUAUCUGGUGUGAUCACCAUUUGCCUCAUGCAUGCAACACAUCUCCUUAGCAUAAAGUUGAUUGGCCUGUGGAAUGUUGUCCCACUCCUCUUCAAUGGCUGUGCGAAGUUGCAGGAUAUUGGCAGGAACUACAACACGCUGUCGUACACGUCGAUCCAGAACAUCCCAAACAUGCUCAAUGGAUGACAUGUCUGGUGAGUGUAUAAAGGCCAUGGAAGAACUGGGCCAUUUUCAGCUUCCAGGAAUUGUAUACAGAUCCUUGCGACAUGGGGCCAUGCAUUAUGCUGAAACAUGAGGUGAUGGCGGCGGAUGAAAGGCACGACAAUGGGCCUCAGGAUCUCAUCACGGUAUCUCUGUGCAUUCAAAUUGCCAUUGAUAAAAUUAAAUUGUGUUCAUUGCUCGUAGCUUAUGCCUGCCCAUACUAUAACCACACCGACACCAUGGGGCACUCUGUUCACAACGUUUACAUCAGCAAACCGCUCGCCCACACGACGCCAUAGUCUGCCAUCUUCCCGGUACAAUGGAAACCGGGAUUCAUCCGUGAAGAGCACACUUCUCCAGCGUGCCAGUGGCCAAUCGACGGUGAGCAUUUGCCCACUGAAGUCGGUUACUACGCCAAACUGCAGUCAGGUCAAGACCCUGGUGAGGACAACGAGCACGCAGAUGAGCUUUCCUGAGACAGUUUCUGAUAGUUUGUGCAGAAAUUCUUCAGUUGUGCAAACCCACAGUUUGGUCGCAGACGAUCCCGCAGGUGAAGAAGCUGGAUGUGGAGGUCCUGGGUUGGCGUGGUUACACGUUGUAGGCAGUUGGACGUACUGCCAAAUUCUCUAAAAUGACAGAGGCGGCUUAUGCUAGAGAAAUUAACAUUCAAUGUUCUGGUGGACAUUCCUGCAGUCAGCAGGCCAAUUGCAUGCUUCGUUAACAUCUGUGGCGUUGUGUGACAAAACUGCACAUUUUAGAGUGGCCUUUUAUUGUCCCCAGCACAAGGUGCACCUGUGUAAUGAUCAUGCUGUUUAAUCAGCUUCUUGAUAUGCCACAACUGUCAGGUGGAUGGAUUAUCUUGGCAAAUGAGAAAUGCUCACUAACAAGGAUGUAAACACAUUUCUGCACAAAAAUAGAGCAAAAUAAUAAUUUUGUGCAAAUGGGAAAUUUCUGGGUUAUUUUAUUUCUGCUCAUGAAACACUUUACAUGAUGCGUUUCAUAUUUUUGUUCAGUGUACUUACUUUGAUUUAGUGAAACCAAUAUAAAUUCUUAGUUUAUAAUACAUCUAUAUAACAUGGUGUUUAUGUUAUAUAUUGUGUUUUAGGAUACAUGUUACAAUACGGCUUGCAUCAGCUUUCUAGAUACCAGGGCAGUAGUAGUGGUGGUGGUCUCCCAUAGUGACACAAGCCAUUUCUGCCUUUCCAACAGGUUUAUGUCCCGGAUGCUUAUGGAGGCUAUGCCCCAGCUCCUCCUUCCCAUGGCACACAGAUCAUUUAUUCAGCUGAUGGGCAGCCUUAUGCGGUUGCAUACCCCUAUCAGUACCAAGGUACGCACAGGGUGAAUGCCCACUUUUAAGUCUGCAUGCUCCUGAAGGAAUACCAAAGGUUACAUUUGAUAAUUACAUUGAAUUAAAAAAAAAUACAUUAUUUUAAUGGAUGUAAUCAUUAGCAGUUUUCACCAUUCUAACUGUAGUUCAUGUUUCCCACCAUGGUUUGUAGGAGCAUAUCCUAUGAGGGAUCCCCAAGGGAAGAACCAGGUUAUUGUUCACGAGCGUCAACGUGAUGAUGGAGAAGGCGUGGCUCUCGGCAUGCUCGCUGGAGCUAUGACUGGAUUGGCUCUUGGUUCUCUCUUCUCUGUCUUCUAA